AUGGAACUGCCGGGCGCUGGGUACCGUGAGUUCAUUGGGGAGGAGACAAAGAGGAAAUGGCAAUGGCAGCGGCGCAAUGAGGAAGAAGCCAAGUUCUGGGCGGGCAUCGUGCAGGGCAUCAUAGGCAUCCUGGUCACGAUCUUGUGGGAAACCAUCACCCCUGUCAGCUUUGUCAUCGCUGUGCUGCCGCCGCUGUGGGUGGCCUGGGCGCUCAAUGGCAACAUCUUCAAGUCCCCCAUUUUCUACACGCUGCUUCUGAUGUUUCCCCUCAAAUUCCCUAUUGGCUAUUCCAUCCGAUGGAUCUAG
Coccomyxa subellipsoidea C-169 is the source of this 306-nucleotide messenger RNA. RefSeq lists its product as hypothetical. The transcript is spliced from 3 exons. Bases 1 to 306 code for a protein of 101 amino acids. NCBI's taxonomy places the organism in Eukaryota, Viridiplantae, Chlorophyta, Trebouxiophyceae, Coccomyxaceae. The record is from RefSeq and is a predicted model, not a curated record.